Molecule: messenger RNA, 1281 nt
Organism: Pecten maximus
Lineage: Eukaryota; Metazoa; Mollusca; Bivalvia; Pectinida; Pectinidae
Product: cyclin-dependent kinase 11B-like
Exons: 4
Coding region: 600-1088 (162 amino acids)
Biological process (GO): protein phosphorylation; regulation of mitotic cell cycle
Cellular component (GO): nucleus
Molecular function (GO): ATP binding; cyclin-dependent protein serine/threonine kinase activity
Source: RefSeq, a predicted model, not a curated record
CGAUACAUAUGUGUACACGAGGUCUCACGAUACAUAUGUGUACACGAGGUCUCACGAUACAUAUGUGUACACGAGGUCUCACGAUACAUAUGUAUACACGAGCUCUCACCAGAAAUCCAGGUAAUGUGUGUGUAAAAAUGGUGAUCCCAACAUGGAGAUUCAUUCAUAAUCCGAUUUAUUUGAGAGAGUUGUUGACAUGUUACGUCUGUAGGGUAGCUGUCAUCAACAACCUUAUGUAGUUUGUAUGCUUAACGGAGUAAAAUGCAAAAAAAAUUUGCACUGCUUAUUUUAUUUCUGAAAAUAUAUCAUCAUUCUUCUAAAAGCCAAGGGACUACAUGUGUAAAAAAGUAAAUAAACUUUGAACUCAAAGAAUUCAUGCUUUUUUGAAUGCAAUGAAAUAGUAUGUGUUUCCACACUGCAAUAAAUUUGGAUGGGGUUAAUUCCAGACACUGGCUUACUGAUAGAUAAAUAUAGAAUGCAGUCACAGAGAAUUCUGCUGCAGAAUUUUUUAUAAAUUAGAAUAUAUGUAUUUUUAAUGUGGCAUUUUGUGUUUGCAUGAGAUUGUAGUCGGCAGCAAUAUUGACAAAAUAUACUUAGUCAUGGACUAUGUAGAGCAUGAUCUGAAAAGUCUGAUGGAGACAAUGAAACAGCCAUUCCUUGUUGGUGAGGUAAAGACUCUGUUGAAGCAGCUCCUUUGUGGGGUUGAUCAUCUCCAUGACAACUGGAUCAUACAUCGGGAUCUCAAGACAUCUAAUCUUCUUCUCAGUCACAAAGGCAUACUCAAGAUUGGUGACUUUGGUCUUGCCCGGGAAUAUGGAUCACCUCUUAAACAAUACACACCUAUAGUUGUCACGUUAUGGUACAGAGUGCCCGAACUUUUACUAGGGUGUAAGGAAUAUGCCACAGCAAUAGACAUGUGGUCAGUCGGUUGUAUAUUUGCCGAAUUCCUGAUGAUGAAAGCGCUUUGGCCAGGGAAGUCCGAGAUCGAUGAAUUGAAUAGAAUAUUUAAGGUAAAGAGUUCUUUAUUGGUAUCUAGCAUAAAUUUUUACGUCUUUUAUUGUACAAUAAAUAUGCUUUCCUACCCUUAGAUAUAGAAGUCAAAAUGAAUACAUCUAAUACGUCUAAUGAGAAACCUUACGAAUUUCUCACUUAUAAUGCUAAUGAUAAUGAUACGCUUUAAUGACAUAGCAGGUCUUUUCCUCACUGGCUUGGGAUGGUGUCUUUUGUCUCUUUUUGUGAAGAAAAUUGGUGAAUUGGAAAAGAUUUUUUCAAAAGUAAACA